GAGUGAAAGUAAGUUUAACCUUUUGGAUUAGGCGGUAGGGCUAUUAGUCCUUUCGUUUCCCAUGAAAAAACUAAUAUAAUAAUCCAAUCCAUAGCCACAAGAAUUUGGUUCAAUUCUCUGAUCAUUCCAAAUUCUCUUCAUUUUUGCUCGUGAUUUUAGUUUCUUCCCUUUCGAAAUUUUGGCAGGGGAAAGAUGCAAGGAGGCCGAGGCAGAGGUAGGAGGAAUUCUUUCUUCGACUUUCCUGACCCGUUUGCUGGUUUGGGGGGUCCAGGAAGUCUGGCGUCUAGUCUUUUUGGAGGAAGGGAUCCGUUUGAUGAUCCUUUCUUUACCCGCCCGUUUGGAGGAGGCAUGUUUGAUUCGAGCUUCUUCCGUCCGAUGGGAAAUCCUUUUGUGGAAAUGCACCCAUCUGGGUUGAUCGAACAACGAGAAGCUCUGGAGCCUAGACUGUCCAGGGGCCCGAUCAUUGAGGAAAUUAAUUCUGAUGAUGAGAAGGAAGACGCUGAUAAAGAGAGGAAAGAAAAUCCUAGAAAGCAUGGUAGGUCAGGAAGUGGACCAUAUGUUGAGGAUCCUGAUGACGAAGCUGAAGAGAAGAAGAGCAGGCAUUUGCAAUAUGGAAAUGAUCUAGGUUGGUCCAAUCGCGCACAGUGGCAACCCCCAACUCACAGCUUUACCUUUCAAAGCUCUUCUGUCACUUAUGGGGGAGCAAACGGAGCUUAUUAUACCUCUUCUCAGUCAAAAAGGACGGGAAGCAAUGGAGUGACUAUUGAAGAAAGCAAAGAGGCUGAUACUGCUACUGGACAAGCUUCCCACCUACUAUCGAGGGCCCUCCACAAUAAGGGCCAUUCUCUUUCAAGAAAGCUCAAUUCAGAUGGUAAGGUGGACACGAUGCAGACCCUACACAAUAUUAAUGAAGACGAGCUUGAUGGUUUUGAAGAAGCUUGGAAGGGAACUGCUCAAAAACACUUUCCUGGCUGGUCUGGUAAUAUUAGUGGUCAUGAGAGUGCAGGAACUAGCAGCAGCGGACACAAUGGCAGGGGGGGUUGGGCCCUUCCGUCCACAGAAUCGUCUCAGCAUUCCGGUAGAGGGAUGCCAAAUACUAUAGAUGGAGGUGGGUCUUCUCGUCAGCAUUCUGGUAGAAUGAAAGCAGCAGAUGGUACUAAUAGGAGCCACUACCCUCGUGGGAGGGCAAGAGAUUGAGGAUUUAUAGCUGAACGCAAAUGAGCUAUCAAUGGUUCAUCUUUCCUUUGUUUUUCACCGUCAUAUUCUCAGGUUUAGUUUUGGAUAUUGUAUGCAUCAACAUGGUAUACUUGAGGAUGGCUCCAUACCAAAUAUUUUGGAUUGGUUCUCUCCAUUUCCAUGUGAUAAAUAUACUGAUCUUCUGUUAAAAAUGGUGGAAGCGCAUAGCUUGUUUUUGUUGUACUACAGCUUGUUCAAUAUGGUACGAAUUUUCUCGAUGAUAUAUAAUGCUGACUUGUUAUUCA
Morus notabilis is the source of this 1481-nucleotide messenger RNA. RefSeq lists its product as uncharacterized. The transcript is spliced from 7 exons. The coding region runs from base 193 to 1197 and encodes 334 amino acids. NCBI's taxonomy places the organism in Eukaryota, Viridiplantae, Streptophyta, Magnoliopsida, Rosales, Moraceae. The record is from RefSeq and is a predicted model, not a curated record.